AACCUCAAACCCGUAGAAAAGGGUCGGUUUUUCUCUCCCUCUCCCUCUCUCUCUCUCGCCUCUUCUCUCUCCUUGUCGACGAAUUUGUCCUCUCUCUCGCUCUCUCGUUUGUUGAUGGAAAAAGGCAAAGCCACAGAGAAUACCAUUACGAGAUCCUUGCAAAAUUUUGAUUUCCAUCUCAAUCGCAACAUCCCCAAGUCCACCCGCAACACCCACUCCACCCUUCGUUCCUCAAUAUUACCCUUUGAGAAGCCAAAACCUCCCAGCUUGGUGGGCUUAUGUCUCGGAGUUGUUGGGAAGCAUUUUGAGGAUAUCAUUGAGGACUUGGGAGAUAUUGCUGCCAAUUUUCCUGCUGAUAUUAAGAUGGCAAUGGCAGCAAUUGCAAGAAGAAGAAAGUUAUUGAGUGAUAAUGUCAUCAUUGCAUUGGCUGAAGGCUCGUGGGAAAUCCUUGAUUUAUCUGGCUCAGAUGUUUCUGAUUUUGGGUUAUCCAGAGUUUCAGAAGUGUGCAAAUUUAUCCGAGCUGUGGAUAUAAGCCGAUGCAGCAAAGUCACAUGGCUUGGCGUUUCUGAACUUGUGCAGCACUGUCGUUCAUUGGAGAUAUUAAGAUGCGGAGGGUGCCCGAGGAGUGACUACACCGCGCGUAGAUGCUUGUGUCUCUUGAAACCAAAACUGGAUGAUGUGGAGGGGGAGUCUUGGGAGGAACUUGAUACCAUGGAGAUUGUUCAUGGUGCACCUUCAUUACGCUGGCUUGUAUGGCCAAAGAUUGACAAGGAUUCUAUGGAGAGCUUGUCUGCUGAGUGUCCUCGAAUUGUUGUAAAUCCCCAGCCAUCGCCUUUCGGUUACAGGGGGGUUGAAGUUCCUAGGGGAGCACUAGCAGAUGUGUCAUUGGAUGAUCCUAUUGUCAAUGAAGUUGAUCCCAAAACAUGGGCAGUUUCUGGAUUUGCAGUUAGGGCCACUUCUGCAUCCAGUUUGAGUCCUGCAGAGUUGCCAGUGGCUGAAAAGUUUAGGCUUGCAUUUGUGGAGAGAGACACCAGGUUAGCACCAAAGCGUGCAAAGAACGCAAGGCAACAUCAACGGCGUGCAGAAAGGGAGAUGGUAACGAUGAGUGCAAGCGCAAAAGCAUUAGCUCUUGCCUCACAAGCAAGCAGAUCUCUACAGAAUCGUAACUGGUAGGCAAAAGUCACUGGUAGAUGAAAAUUCCCACAUAGUUUUUCUUUCCCUGUAUUUUAUGCAGUGUGUAAUAUUUCCGAACAUCAUAGACGAAUACAGCAGAGAAUUUAGGGGGUUCGGGUUUGCUCAAUCCCUUUGCAGAAUCGUAACUGGUCACUGCUAGACUGGAUGAAAAUUCUGAUUUUUUUUUUUGGUACUUGAAAAUUUGUGUAAUAUUUAAAAUAUGAUGAAGAAAUAUACAGUGAGAAUUUAUGGAUUUGGGGGUUGCCCCCCUUUUCUUA
This is a messenger RNA of Rhododendron vialii, 1451 nucleotides long. RefSeq lists its product as uncharacterized. Bases 115 to 1173 code for a protein of 352 amino acids. The record is from RefSeq and is a predicted model, not a curated record. NCBI's taxonomy places the organism in Eukaryota, Viridiplantae, Streptophyta, Magnoliopsida, Ericales, Ericaceae. The transcript has 6 exons.